AUGUUGGAGAUUGACCCAAACAACCGGCCUACUGCGGAGGACUGCUUUGAGGGAGAGCCGACAAUCGAUUUUAGCAUAAAACAUAGUGGAGGGACCUCCGGCUUGAUCACUCCAACAAAUAAUCGCAGUCUUUCUGCGCAGACAAGCAGGGUCUCAGCAUCCGCGGACAGCCUAAGGCAAAUACCAGCUGGCAGCAUGCAAACACCGAUGCCAAAGCGGCAUCUAUCAUCUACCAGCUCGCGUGGCCACCGCACCAAACGCCAACGAGACUCAAUCGACAAUGCCUCACUGUUUCAGACUCGAAGCGAUAGAACGGUAACAAACACUGCAAUCGGUGCAGCAGCCCCAUUUGACGUCGGAAACCGUAGGCAUCUCGAAUAUAGCUACCAAUAUGCUGAUGCUCCUGAUGACGGUGACGGUGGAGGCUUUGAUCGCAGGCGAUGGGAGAGGACGAUGGGAGAGGACCCAGUGGAACCCGCAGCGCGACCAGCAAAUUGGGAAAACAAAGGGAAUCCAGGCAUGAUCUCAGCGCAGGGGCCGAUCAACAAUUGUCGAGCCGAUCACGGAACUCAAUCACACAAAGUUUGA
Blastomyces gilchristii SLH14081 is the source of this 588-nucleotide messenger RNA. RefSeq lists its product as uncharacterized. Lineage: Eukaryota; Fungi; Ascomycota; Eurotiomycetes; Onygenales; Ajellomycetaceae. The coding region runs from base 1 to 588 and encodes 195 amino acids. The transcript has a single exon. The record is from RefSeq and is a predicted model, not a curated record.